Messenger RNA from Apodemus sylvaticus (European woodmouse), 3286 nucleotides. RefSeq names its product hydroxysteroid dehydrogenase like 1 (gene Hsdl1). Lineage: Eukaryota; Metazoa; Chordata; Mammalia; Rodentia; Muridae. Bases 17 to 1093 code for a protein of 358 amino acids. The transcript has 5 exons. The record is from RefSeq and is a predicted model, not a curated record.
CCUCCCAGAUUCUGAGAUGAUGUCUUCACCUCACUACUCCAGGUCGAGAAGACCUUUCACUACUUACUGCCACGCCAGCUUGAUUACGAACACGGUCGCCAUGGCUGCUGUUGACAGCUUCUACCUCUUGUACAGGGAAAUCGCCAGGUCUUGCAAUUGCUACAUGGAAGCUCUGGCCUUGGUGGGAGCCUGGUACACGGCCCGCAAGAGCAUCACAGUCAUCUGUGACUUCUACAGCCUGGUCCGGCUGCACUUCAUCCCCCGCCUGGGGAGCAGGCCCGACCUGAUCAAGCAGUAUGGAAGAUGGGCGGUCGUCAGCGGGGCCACAGAUGGCAUCGGGAAGGCCUAUGCUGAGGAAUUAGCAAGCCAUGGACUCCAGGUCAUCCUGAUCGGCCAGGAAGCAGAGAAGCUGCAGGCCGUGGCCAAGCACAUAGCUGACACCUACAGGGUGGAGACACUUGUCCUGGUGGCGGACUUCAGCAGAGGCCGGGAGAUUUAUGCUCCAAUCCGAGAAGCCCUGAGAGACAGAGACAUUGGCAUCCUGGUGAAUGACAUGGGCGCCUUCUACCCUUAUCCGCAGUAUUUCAGCCAGAUUCCCGAGGACACGCUCUGGGACAUUGUGAACGUGAACAUUGCGGCCGCGAGCCAGAUGGUGCACAUAGUGCUUCCGGGGAUGGUGGAGAGAAAGAAGGGUGCCAUUGUCACUGUGUCAUCCGGCUCCUGCUGCAAGCCCACCCCACAGCUGGCUGCUUUCUCUGCGUCCAAGGCCUAUCUGGACCACUUCAGCCGAGCCCUGCAGUACGAGUAUGCCUCUAAAGGGAUCUUUGUGCAAAGUCUGAUUCCCUUCUACGUGACCAGCAGUGUGACUGCGCCUGGCAGCUUCCUGCACAGAUGCCCGUGGCUGGCGCCAUCGCCGAGAGUGUAUGCACAGCAUGCCGUGUCGACCCUGGGCAUUUCAAAAAGGACCACAGGCUACUGGUCCCAUUCUAUUCAGUUCCUUUUCGCACAGUAUAUGCCUGAGUGGCUGUGGGUGUGGGGUGCAAACCUCCUCAACCGCGCCUUACGGAAAGAGGCCUUAUCCUGCCAGGCCUGAACCGGGCAGCUCAGGAGGAGUGUGGCCGAGCCACCGACAUCUUCGGUACUCUGGCAUUUGGAAGAACACAUCACUUCACCCGUGUGUUGUCUCGUACUGAGUACCUAGCGCGUUGCCAGCCUUCAUGAGGUUGACGUUUAAGUCUGUGAGAAAACUUCAGGGACCACAUGGGUGGCCCAGGGUGCAUAGCCACGGAGCCUGAGAACAGAAUGGGACCUUCCCCAACACGUAGAGCGUGCCUGGCUUGGUUUGACUUGCUCCAGUAACAUCUUGUGUUGGUUUUUUUUCUUUUCUUUUCUUUUCUUUUCUUUUCUUUUCUUUUCUUUUCUUUUCUUCUUUUCUCUCUCUUUCUUUCUUUCCUUCCUUCCUUCCUUCCUUCCUUCCUUCCUUCCUUCCUUCCUUCCUUCCUUCCUUCCUUUUUUUCCUUUUCCUUUUUUUGAGAAAUCACCUACUUUCCUUUUAUGGGUGAUUGAUUAUAGUAUUGACUUUCAAAAUGUUCAUCACGCUGGGUGUGGUAGCUCAUGCCUUUAACUCCAGCACUUGGGAGGCUGAGACAGGUAGAUCUCUAGGAGUCUGCCUGAGCCUCAUAGUGAGGUCCAGGCCAGCCAGGAAUAUGUAGUUAAACUUCUCUUUAAAAAAGCAAAAAAAUAAAACAAAUUAGUGUUCAUCAGGAAGACAACAGAUAAGUGUUAUUUUCAAACUGAACUGUGAGUGCAGGUGGUGUUAACAGUAGACGUGUGUCACACCACAUAUCUGCAUAUGUGCGUCUGUGUGUAUACACUGCUUUUCCCUAAGGUCUCCCUGGAACCAUGUGUGUGCUGUGUGUCUGAGAGCAGAGUUAUUGAUAAGGUUUUACUAGAGACUUUGUCAGGACAAGUUAGUGGGGAGCCAUCCCCUAGUAAACGUCUGGGUUACGCCUUUCCGUGUGGUGGAACCGUUUCUGGCUCUAGUGGUGGUCUUGCCACGUCUGACACUGCUUUCUUUGAGUGGUUUUGUCUUUCUAACUCUGUAGGUGGCUUUCGUUCCUAGACUGGGACACAUAACAGGUUCUAAGUGAUGACUCCUCAGCACAUCCGUGUUCUAGCUGACCCCUUCAGAGCUUGUUAGAGCUGGUUUUCAGACGCUUUUUUAUGUAAUCCAAUUUCACCCCCAGGAGCAUUGUUGAUAAAAUCAUCACGUGUUUGUGGAAUAGUGGUUAAAAUAUGGGCAGCUUUUGUGUGUGGUACAAGGUAGUUGUUGAAGUGAUGCUAGAAGCUCAUUUUUAGCCUGUGUAAUGAAUGUGUACAUUAUAGGGAAUGCUUUUAGUAGCGUGAAGGUCCUUUAUAUAAAUCCCACAGUAUGGGUGCACACUGAAACUUAGUGUCUUUCAUUAAAACCAACAUCUUGGAAGGGUCUCAUUCCUGGCUUUGGGAACCCGGAAGUCAUAGCAGCUUGUGGAGAGUGAAGGAGGUGGCGUUUACCCUCGAGGUGCUGCUCCUGUACCUGGGACAUGAAACCGAUUGGCAGGCUGGGACUUGUGUGGAGUUGCUCUAGUGACAUCCCGUCACCUGAAGGCCCAAGUGCACAUUUCCCAGGACAUCAGAUGUGGCAUUUUCAGCUGUGACUCGGAUCUGGAAGAUCAGUGUCUUCAGUUACGUCUUUAAACCAUGUGCAGAACGCCGUGCUUGGAGACAGUGGAGGAGGAACAUCGGCGGGGACGGCUCUCUUACUGCCGAGAACCUGCGUGGAUAUGUGAUAGGCAACAGCACCUUGCAGACAACAUCGCGCAUGGUCGCCUUGGUGGGGAUGAAGGCAGGAGACUCAGGUUCAAGGCCAGCGUGGGCUAUAAUGAAACUCUGGUUCAGGAAACAAAAACAAUAGCAGAGACACACCGUACAUCUGUUCUGUAUAAAGCCCUGUGGUCCAGAAUUCAGACUUGCUGGUCAAGUGCGGAGUCAUUGUUGUGACAUCAGCGAUGUUCCCUCAGCGGGACUCAGCUAGGACUUGAUCGAGUGUGGACAGACGCAGAGCACAGUGAUCCAUCCUGCUGCAGAAGACCCGAACCUGGCACCCUUAGGCUUGCCCGCUUUCAUUGGCCGACCCUCUCUGAGUCACCCACUGUGGGCGUGGUGUUUACCAAGUAAGGGGAAGGAGGAACCUUUAUAACUCAUCCUGUGAACUGGAAUGUAACAAUAAAAGCAUCACUUUCCUUCA